AUGGAUUUCCCAGAAUAUAUUAUGAACAAUACAUCUACUUCUUCUUUAUAUUUGCAAACAUUCGACUCAGCUGAUGAGAAGCCUGACUUUCAUCAGUUGCUUCAAACUCUCAACGAUCAAGGCAAUCACGUGCAUCCAGAUUCCGAGCCAGUCACCUCGUCAGAGCCAUUCUUGGAGAGAAUCACAAGAAAUAAGAAAGAUAUCCGGAGGAGAUGCACUAAAUGUUAUCAUACGUUAACAAAGGAAAAAGGUCCAACUUACGCAGCAAGUCGAACGAAAAGGGUAACAACUCGAUGCAGCGUGUGCAAGACAUGGUUAUGCCAAUGGUGCUUUGAGAAUAUUCAUCCAAAAUGCGGCCCUCCGAGAAUUGAAUGUGGACGUUCUGCUCCAGUAAUGCCAACACCAGUGAUGGGAAUAGUCGAUGAAAUGUUAUUGAAUCGAUCCGGUGAACAGACAGACAGAACUCCUUCAAGAAAUCCCCAGAAAAUCCCCUCAACAAUCAAUGAUCCCCUUCAACAGUCAAGUUCUUCAAGAAACAACGAAGAAUUUGACAUCAACGAGUUCAUCGGGACCGAAUCAUCGUCUUUAUCCAAGCCAGAUGCAAAACGACCUCGAUUAGACGAAGAAACGCCAAAAACUGAAGCAAUGAAUCCGUUGUUUUUGCUUUUAAGCAAGAAAUUCUCUCAAUAUGAACGAGAAAUGCCCGAUUUGGCUGAGGAAAUGGAAAGCGAUUUGUUGGGAUUGUUGCAGAAAUAUGACAAAGAAGCCAAAUCGCUGAAGAAAUCUCAAAUGAAUGAAAGC
Molecule: messenger RNA, 801 nt
Organism: Mesorhabditis belari
Lineage: Eukaryota; Metazoa; Nematoda; Chromadorea; Rhabditida; Rhabditidae
Source: the annotation of a GenBank genome assembly